GAGAAGGAGGCGAGAGACCAGAGAGGAGCUCACCUCCUCAAGCAGCGAGUGAGGCAGGGACGAAAAGAAAGAAAGAGAGAGAGAGAGACAGAGACAGAGAGAGGAGAAAGAGAAGAAGGCUGUGGAGUAACAACCAAAGAAAGACAAGAAAGACAGAGACAGAGAGAGAGAGAGAGAAAGAAGACGGCAGCGGCUCGGCGGAGGAGUGUUUAAUUGUCUGCGCUAAAGUGUCUUUUACGCACAGAUUCGACAUGUCAUCGUCCGGCAAAGACAACAGCGGUGCCCAACACGCCAAUCACGUGGGACCUUACCGUUUGGAGAAGACGCUGGGGAAGGGACAGACAGGCUUGGUCAAGCUCGGAAUCCACUGUGUAACAUGCCAGAAAGUCGCCAUAAAGAUUGUUAACCGGGAGAAACUCAGCGAGUCAGUACUAAUGAAGGUCGAGCGAGAAAUAGCUAUUCUGAAGCUCAUAGAACACCCCCACGUUUUAAAGCUACACGACGUCUACGAAAAUAAAAAGUACUUGUACCUUGUGCUAGAACAUGUGUCUGGCGGGGAGCUGUUUGACUACCUGGUGAAGAAAGGCAGGUUAACGCCGAAAGAGGCCAGGAAAUUCUUCCGACAGAUCAUGUCUGCGCUGGAUUUCUGCCACAGUCAUUCCAUAUGCCACAGGGAUCUGAAGCCAGAGAACCUGUUGCUAGAUGAAAAGAACAACAUCAGGAUAGCAGACUUCGGCAUGGCGUCCCUUCAGGUCGGAGACAGUCUGCUGGAAACCAGCUGUGGAUCUCCACACUACGCCUGCCCAGAGGUCAUCAGGGGAGAGAAGUAUGACGGGAGGAAAGCAGACGUCUGGAGCUGUGGGGUCAUUCUAUUUGCCCUGUUGGUGGGUGCCCUGCCGUUUGAUGAUGACAACCUGAGGAAUCUUCUGGAGAAGGUGAAGUUGGGAGUGUUUCACAUGCCACACUUCAUUCCGCCAGACUGUCAGAACCUGCUCCGCGGCAUGAUUGAAGUGGAUGCUACCAAAAGACUAACGUUAGAGCAGAUCCAGAAGCACACAUGGUACAUAGCGGGGAAGAACGAGCCGGAGCCCGAGCAGCCGGUGCCCAGGAAGGUGACGAUCCGCAGCCUGCCCUCCGCAGACGAUGUGGACCCCGACGUCCUGGACAGCAUGCACUCCCUGGGCUGCUUCAGGGACAAGAACAAACUCCUGAAAGACCUGCUGUCAGACGAAGACAACCAGGAAAAGAUGAUCUACUUCCUGUUAUUGGACCGUAAGGAGAGAUAUCCAAGCCAGGAGGAUCAGAACCUCCCCCCUCGUAAUGAGAUCGAUCCUCCCCGGAAGCGGGUCGACUCUCCCAUGUUGGCCCGUCACGGGAAGAGGAGACCGGAGAGGAAGUCCAUGGAGGUCCUCAGUGUCACAGACGGAGGCUCGCCUGUGCCGGCCAGGAGGGCCAUCGACAUGACACAGCACGGCCAACGGUCGCGGUCCAUCAGCGGCGCCUCCUCCGGCCUCUCCACCAGCCCCCUCAGCAGCCCACGGCCUGUCAGAAAGUUCUGUGUGCCGCCUCAGCCCGCAGACAUGUCCCAGUCCCCCAACACCAGCCCCUGCCCGUCUCCAGAGCCUGUCCCCAAUCGCACGGGCCCGUGUGUCUCCACCCCCAACUCGCUCUCUCCAAACAGCGAGCUCCUGCCGCUGUCGCUCAACAAGACCCAGACGCUCCCGGCCAAACCCAAACUCGCCCCCAAGCCCCUCCAGGCCACGCGAUCCAACCCGCUCCCUGACACCUUCCCAGAUCCAGGGGCCAAAUCAGAGCCGUCCUCUCCCUGCCGGCCCCCGUCACAGCCGCCCUCUGCCUCGGUGCCCCCCACCCCGACCUCCCCGUCCUCUCCGUCCUCCCCGUCUUCCCCAUUCACCAUCACCAGUGCUCCCAUCCCGAACAGCCCACACGUACGGCGCUCCCAUUUUGCUGCCGGCCCCCAGCUCUCUGUGCCCUUUAGCCCGGUGGUGCCCCUGUCCCCCAUCCGGCUGCACCACUUUCACCCCGUGGCACCGGCUUCUUCUGCUUUCUCUGACCACCCACCCAAAUCUAUCCCCCUCAUACAGGUUACCCCCCACCCCUCCCCUCGAGGCAGCCCCCUCCCCACCCCAAAGGGCACCCCGGUGCACACUCCCAAGGACAGCCCAGCCGGGACCCCCAACCCGACGCCGCCCCCCAGCCCUUCCAUCGGAGGCAUGCCGUGGAGGACGCGUCUCAACUCCAUCAAGAACAGCUUCCUGGGCUCGCCACGCUUCCACCGCAGGAAACUCCAAGUUCCCACACAAGAGGAGAUGUCCAGCCUCACACCAGAGUCUUCCCCAGAACUUGCCAAAAAAUCCUGGUUUGGUAACUUCAUCAACCUGGAAAAAGAGGAGCAGAUCUUCAUCGUGAUCCAGGACAAGCCUCUCAGCUCCAUCAAGGCAGACAUCGUUCAGGCCUUUCUCUCGAUCCCCAGCCUCAGCCACAGCGUGAUCUCCCAGACCAGCUUUCGAGCGGAGUACAAGUCCACGGCCGGACCCACAGUCUUCCAGAAGCCGGUCAAGUUCCAGGUGGACAUCACCUACACGGAGAGCACGGCCGCCACCAAGGAGAACGGCAUCUACUCCGUCACCUUCACCCUGCUCUCAGGACCCAGCCGGCGCUUCAAGCGAGUAGUGGAGACGAUUCAGAGCCAGUUGUUAAGCACACACGACCAGCCCGGGGUCCAGCAGCUGUCUGACGAGAAGAACGGCCAGGGGCCCUACGGCCCGGGCACGCCCUCCAAGCGCUGCCCCUCGCCCAUGCACGCCCGGAGGCACGAGCACAAUGACACCAAGUGCCCGGCGGCGGGCCGAGACAGGGCCAAGUUGUCCAUGUCGUCUCUGGGCACACAAGAGGAGUCUUAAACUGCGACACUGUGUAGUCGGGCCAGUAGUAAAAAAACCCAUCCCAGUAUAAGCCAGCGACAAGGAGAGAAUAUCUGUAUAUAGCUAGAUGUAUAUAAUCAUUUAUGGACCUUUUUUUGUAUAAAAUAACUUUAUAUAGACAGAAAUAUAUUAAGAGAAAGAGAUAUUUUAACAAAGAGCAUUCUGCACCUACACCACAAACACACUCCCUCCAUUCCCUUUUGCAUUACGCCUCAGUGUCCACCACCACGACCACCACCACCACCAGCCACCACCAGCCACCACCACCACCACCACCACCAUCCUCAUCCACCUCCGCUCCACCCCAACAAUCGAACCGCCUGUGGCCCUCGCUCUGUGUGUUUUGCUCCCUUGCUGCUGACCUGUGUGAUGACCUGACUUGUUUCUGACACCAGGAAUUAUCCAGAAAACCUAUUAAGUCCCUGCUCCUCCUGCUCCUCCUGCUCCUCCUGCUCCUCCUCCUGCUCCGUCCGCCCUCCCUCGACCACCUCUCCAACUCCCGAGCGCCCCACGAGAGACGGAGGACUGCUUUUAGAGGUACGCUCAGAAGUUGUGGAGACAGUCCCUUCAUGCAGACUUCUACCUUCAUCCUCCUCCGUGCCCCUCGUCUGCACCGCUGCCAGACGUCAUUAGAAGUAGCUGAAAAUACCUUUAGUGUUCCCCCUCCCCUCCGAAUCUUGGAAACACGGUAACACAAACACACACUUGCAUAAACACACAUGCAGCACAACUCAUCGCCCAAACACCCUGAUGUAUCAUGAACGCACACUCGCUCGCCCUCGCCGACCCAGGCGCCGUCUCUCCUCUUUACGAGCUCAAGGAGCCUUGAGUGAUUGGAAAACAAGCAUUUUACAUACACACGUAAAAACAGAACAUUCACACGCACAGGAAACUCUGGGAUGUAUCAACGAGAACAUGAAGAACAACAGCAACAACAAUAACAAAAAAGAAGACUUGCAGAGAAACUGAUUCAGAGGAGGAGAGAAGGGGUGUGGGGGGGAUGUGGGGGUUUUGGAAAAGCCCAAACAGCCGACACGGACGCUUGCUGGAUUGUAUUUGUUUGCUUUUUAAUGUACAUUAUUUGUGAAGAACUGGGUUAAAAUCACUAAACAGACUUUAUUAGACUUAUAUCGAUGCGAACGGACUGGAAUUGUGAUUUCAGAAAGGA
Molecule: messenger RNA, 4113 nt
Organism: Platichthys flesus (European flounder)
Lineage: Eukaryota; Metazoa; Chordata; Actinopteri; Pleuronectiformes; Pleuronectidae
Product: serine/threonine-protein kinase BRSK2
Exons: 19
Coding region: 252-2924 (890 amino acids)
Biological process (GO): intracellular signal transduction; protein phosphorylation; microtubule cytoskeleton organization
Cellular component (GO): cytoplasm
Molecular function (GO): protein serine/threonine kinase activity; tau-protein kinase activity; ATP binding
Source: RefSeq, a predicted model, not a curated record